Molecule: messenger RNA, 772 nt
Organism: Rubroshorea leprosula
Lineage: Eukaryota; Viridiplantae; Streptophyta; Magnoliopsida; Malvales; Dipterocarpaceae
Source: the annotation of a GenBank genome assembly
AAUUAAAUGGCUAAAAUCUGCACUUAAAGAAGCUGCCACAUACCAGAAUUUGCAGCUAGCAGAACCGGGCCUAGCAGGGGGGAAAAGCCGGCGGCAAGUGCAGGGGAAGCUCACGGGUUUACCCAAAAAUUGGAGGAACAAGAGCAAUUAAGAUAAACCCAAGCUAAAUCAAGCUAAAGAAGGGAGAUUCAUGGCUGUUUCUUACCAGAAAAUCAAGACAAUUCGCCCCCACAAAGCAGGAGCAGCCGGCGGUGAGGAGCAGAGCAGCAGCAGAUCCGGAUUUUUCCAGCAAGGGGGGAAGAUUUCUGGGUUCCAAAUCAGGUUCUUGGACAAGAAAAGAAGGCCAAAAACCAAGCUUUCUCACCAAUUUUCCAAGGCAUGGCUGGGUUCCCUUUUUUUUUUUCUUCGGGUGGCUGCAGCGGGAAGAAAUGAGAAGAAGAGCAGAAUCGGGCUGGAGAAGAAGAAAGAAAGAAAGAAAAAGGAGAAAAGAAAAGAAGUCAUCCUUAUCUAAAAUCUUUCCCUCUUUAAGUCCCUCAACUUUGGACAUUUCGGCUAUUAAGCCCAAAACAAUAUUUUCUCACACAAAAACCCUUACUUAAAUGCUAAAAUAGCACAAAAUUUUGGGGUAUUACAUUCUCAAACUAUAUCUAGACCGUUUUCGGUUCGAAUAUGUUGGACUUUCUUGUAACUUUUAAGAAUUACUGUCCCAACCGGCUCCAUUCUGAAAAUAUAUCCACACCGGUUUCGGUCUGAAUAUAUUGGACUUGCUUGU